AUGCCUAUCCCCUUAAAAGCAGAUAUUCUACCGACAUAUGAACAGACGAAAGAUCAAGCCGCUCCUAUUUCAGAGUUAACAGCUACAACUUUGGAUGAACCUCCCGGAUACGAACAACUUGAAAUUCCACCUCGAUUUACUCUCUCCGAGCCAACAUCGACACCGUCACCACAACGGACGUGCAUAAAUUGCCAGGAAAACAUCUGCUACCACUCUGGAUCAGUAUGCGAGAAUGAAGAAAGUCCAGUUAAAUGCGCUGAAUGUAAACGGAGGGAAGCGGAGGAGAUGGCCGAGUGCUGUAUGGGAAUUCUGGAAGUUAUAUGGGCUUUGGAAGUUGGUAACGCAUCGAUUGCGCAAGUUAGGGAUACAGUAUCGAACAGUGUCGCCCUUAUCACCGCUAGUGCUGACAAUGUGACGUCAAUCGCUCUUGAGUUCCACUCUCUUAUAAGGACACCUGAACUAACCAUGCUCCUUCAGAAUAGCCCCACUGCCACCGAUGCACCACCACCGUACGAAGAUCGGCGAGUCUUUCCUGGUCAUCUUAGUUUUCUACCUCCAAUAGAGGUGUCUUCGGCGAAGCGAUGCAGCCGAUGCACGGUCAUUCGUGUCCAACCUGGUACCGCGGAACAAGAUCCGUCUGGAACAUCAAUUGUGAGGUGCGAAAAUUGUCAAAAAGAUAUCGAUCGAAGAGCGGAAUUCUGCGAGGAGCUACAGAUGUGCAUUCGUGCCAGGAGAGGUCGAGCUAUGUUCCAUAUUAAUUUGUAG
This is a messenger RNA of Necator americanus (New World hookworm), 765 nucleotides long. RefSeq lists its product as uncharacterized. The transcript has 8 exons. Lineage: Eukaryota; Metazoa; Nematoda; Chromadorea; Rhabditida; Ancylostomatidae. The coding region runs from base 1 to 765 and encodes 254 amino acids. The record is from RefSeq and is a predicted model, not a curated record.